Phoenix dactylifera (date palm) is the source of this 3200-nucleotide messenger RNA. NCBI's taxonomy places the organism in Eukaryota, Viridiplantae, Streptophyta, Magnoliopsida, Arecales, Arecaceae. The record is from RefSeq and is a predicted model, not a curated record.
AAUAAUUUGACGAGGAGGUGCGUUCUGCAGCCGGCGGUGCAAUUUUAUUCGCUUCUUCUUCGAAGUUCAAACGGGAGCAACCUUUUUACCCAAAUAACAGCUAGGAGCCACCUUUUCUUGAGCACCUUUACAUCGGCCUAUACAAUAAAAAGCUGCAAAGAAGAGUGUCGAGUAGAGAGGGAGGGAGAGAGAGAGGCAGCAUGGCGGAGAUUGUGGCGGUUUAUUUGAUCAGAAAGCUAGCUGCCAGCUUCACAUCGGCGGCAAUAACACGGGUGGUUUCCCUGACCGAGUCGUUGCGAGGCCUUGAGCCAAAAAUUCGUGGCAUCAUGAGGGAUCUGGAGUUGAUGCAGGCCUUUCUAAGAUAUGCCGACACAUACAGAGGCAGCAACGAACUGGUAGGCGUUUGGGUGAAACAAGUCAGGGAGAUAGCCUACGACAUCAACACCCAUGCCGAUGAGUUCACUUAUCUAACUGCUGGAAAACGCCGGAGCAUCUUCGGUGCCUUCAUCGGUUCACAGAACAUCAACGACUUGCUCCGUCUCUUGAAAGAACUAGAGAAUUCGAAGAAAGAGCUCGAUCAGCUUUUAGGAGACAGAGAAAAAUAUGGCAUUAGACUGAGGGACGGAUCGUCUAGCUCGACCGAACAUGUCUUAAGCCGGCAUCUCGCAGACUCGGCACAUUUCAUCCAGGAAGAUGAGAUAGUGGGGUUUGAUAAGCACAGAGAUCAGCUCAGGAGAUGGCUAAUGGAUGAGGAGUCCCAUCGCACGGUGAUCUCCGUGUGGGGUAUGGGAGGCGCUGGCAAGACCACCCUGGUCACCACUGCGUACAGAGACGAGAUGGUUGUCGGCCACUUUGGCUGUCUUGCAUGGGUUUCGGUAUCUCAAGUCUAUGACGCCGAUGACCUGCUCAAAAGAAUCAUAUUGGAGCUGCCCCAGGAGACACGGAAGGCCCUUAAUCCACACAGCCUGGAUUCCAUGCCUUCCUGGAGGCUAGUGGAGACACUAAAGUCCCUUCUGCAUCCUACAAGGUAUCUCAUUAUCUUGGAUGACGUGUGGCAUAAAGAAGUUUGGGAUGAUGUUAGUAGUGCGUUGUUCGAUAAUGGUUGUGGGAGCAGGGUCGUCAUUACCACACGGAAGCAGGAAGUUGCUUUGGCGGCCUUUGAUAGCCAGGUUAUGAAACUUGAGCCAUUGAAGGAAUACGAGGCAUGGACGCUCUUCUGCAAGAAAGCAUUCGAGAGAGAAAAUGGUGGAGGCUGUCCUCCAGAACUAGAGUAUUUGGCUAGAAGAAUCGUGGAGAAGUGUGACGGCUUGCCAUUGGCUUUAGUGUCUAUAGGCAGGCACAACUUGCGGACCGAAGAAACAAAGAUGGCAUGGAAGAGCAUUCUUGAUGGUCCAGUAUGGGGGAUAAGAGCGAACCCGGAUCUCCACAAGAUCUCCACAAACUUGAACUGCAGCAUCGAUGACCUACCGCAUCAACUCAGGAGCUGCUUGCUAUAUUGCAGCAUAUUUCCGAAAGGCCAUGUCAUCAAAAGAAAAUCUUUGAUCAGAUUAUGGGUGGCGGAAGGAUUUGUACAGGAAGGUGCAGAGAGCGCAGCAGAGGAGGCGGCGGAGCAGUGCCUCAACCAACUUGUAAGCGGAUCUAUGCUCCAGGUGACACACAAGAAUGAAUUUGGAAGGGUGAGCCUUCUCCGAAUGCAUAAUCUUGUGUGGGACCUGAUCGUGUUUAGAUCAAGCGAAGAGCAUUUCCACCAGGUGUAUGACACUGAUGCAGGGGGGGUGCUGCAAUAUAGAGUUCAAAGUCUUUCAAUAAUUGGAACCAGGGGUGAUCACCAACUGGACGAAAAGAUGCCCAAACUUCGCUCUUUCCAUGUCUUCUCAUCAGUUUUGGCCCCUUCGCUGCUCUCCAACUUCAGGCUAUUGACAGUUUUGAAUCUAUUCCGAGCUCCUAUUGAAAGCCUACCAGGCGACGUGUUCGAUCUCUUAAACCUGCGAUACUUGUGCAUUCGGGAGACUAAAGUUCAAGAGCUUCCAGAGGCAAUAAGUAAGUUGCGCAGCUUAGAAUACUUGGACGCAUGGCGCACUCCUGUAAAGAAUUUGCCAUGGGGAAUAGCAAGUCUGAAAAACUUGCAGCACCUUAUGGCGAAAAAAUUUGAAGGUAAAACUACAAGAUACACAGAUAGCACGAGUGGGGUGCAUGUUCCUCACGGAAUACAGAAAUUGAAGCGCCUACAGACACUGAAAGCUGUUGUGGCAGACGGGGAUAUGAUAGAAAGCCUGAGUAGUUUGACACAUAUGAGAAGAUUAGAGAUUGUAGAUGUGAGGAACAAGCACUGUGUUAAGCUGGUUAAGUCCAUACUGAAGAUGAAACACCUUCGUCACUUGGUUGUUAAAAGAAAACACUGGCAUGAGACAUUGCAGCUGGGAUCUCUCUCACCACCACCGCCCCAGCUUCAAAAGCUCAGUUUGUACGGUAAGCUGGAGGGGGGCGUGUUGCCUCCUUGGUUUAACUCCCUCGCUAACCUCACGCAUCUAACCCUGCAAUCAUCUGGGAUUAAAAAGCCGUCCCUUCGUUUGCUCUCCUCGUUGCCCAAGCUAGCAUAUCUUGUUCUUUUAGAGGCAUAUGAUGGGGAGAGAUUGGAUUUCGAUGCAGGAUGGUUCCCUGAGCUCAGAUUACUCCGGUUACAGGACAUGGGCCAUCUCACAAGCGUAGAAAUAGAGCAAGGAGCACUGGUAAACUUGCAUGAGCUGUUUUUGGUGAGAUGCCGGGAGUUGAAGAAGGUGCCCACAGGUAUCAAAAAGCUCAUACAUCUCCACAAAUUGGAACUUGAUGACAUGCCAAAUGAGUUAGUGAAGAAUCUGCAUGAGGAGGAUCGCUUACAGGUUCAGCAUAUCCCCAUUAUCAUGAACUGGGUUAAAAAUGAGGACCAGUGGAUUGAGCAAAGGCUUUUCUGAUGCUUACCAUAUCCUCAGUAUGCUUGGAAGAAAGUGUCGAGAGAUGCAUCAAGUUUGAAUGUUUCAUGAUAUUUUUGGGUGAAGGGGAGUUUAAAUACUUGUGUAGAUACAUUAAUCUGUUUAAAUGUGUAUAACUAUAAGAGUUUAAAGAAUAAGUAUCUGUAGGUUCUCAUGAUGAUAAAAGUUGAUAUGCUUGCAAAUAUUCUUCCCCUUACCAGGAAAAGAAAAAAGGUUAUCUGUGGAUUCUCA